UGAAAUUGCUGUGGCUACUGAACGGGGGAAGGGAAGCUGAGAUUGGAGGGAGAAACAAUCAGAAACUCAGAUACUGCGUGCCUCCUCCUCAGGAGUUGGCCCAGACAAGAACUUUUCUACAUGACCCUUAUCACGGUUCCCUUUUUUGGCUUCUCUGCUGCAGCAGAGCUCAUACAGUAACACAGCUUCUGAUAAACUGCACUUGUUCUGGAUGCCAGAAUCAUGAAAAUUCUUGGAUGGGGAGAGCCCAGCCCUGAGAAGCAGCAACAUCAUGCAGCUUCAGUUUGCCUGUGGUGGGGUUGAGGAGUGGGGUUGAGCUGUAGAGGAGAGGAAGGGGGCAGGGUUUCAUCGCACUAUACACUGAUUUUGAGAAGAUCUCGUCGACUUACGUACGCACUUUUCUUCCCAGUCAAGGCCUAUAACACCACUCAACCUCGGCUGCCGAAGCAAGAACAAGACGAUCCUGACGGCAUGGAUCUCAAUGACAUUUCUGUGAAAUCUGGCUGUUGACAUUAAGAUCUCUGUGCAUGUGAGGAGAACAUGAGAAAAGCAUAGAAACUUUUGGUCCCUACAGAUGUGCUCUUCAGAAACCAUGCUGGUCUUUGCUGUGGCUCCCCAGCCCAUCUCCUUUCAUGACCUCAGAAAUCUUUAGAGGCCACGAUCAGGAACAACAUCAACAGCAAACACGAUUACGUGCAAUGGAAGACAACAUUGACGUCACAUCACACACAGAGGGUCUGAAUGGUUUGUCACAUGAACGUAAGCCUGUAGAGGAGAUCACCAAUGGACAUUCCACCUUUAAGCCUGUCAUUAAUGGAGUGGCUAUAGGUCACAAUGGUAAAGACUACACUAAUGGCAGUGCGCCUUUCGGAUCUCUGCCGAUUUCAGCGCUGAAGCAAAAUGGCCUUCUGCAGACCCUGGCAGCAGGUGGAGAUGAGCCCACUUCAACAGAAGAGCGAGAAGAUGCCGAGCUGGAAAAGGCCAGGCAGGAGUGGGACGCUCUAGAUAACAUCCAACCAGCUCUAACUGAGGACUCGAACCCAACCCCACUCAUCUCUUUCAAUGAAGCCCUGCAGUACUUCCAGACCACAGACCUUGGAGACUUGCUGAAGAACAUCCAGCCAACUAUACGCAGGACCGGACUGGCUGCGAUUGCCCAUUUCCUGUUCGGACCUCCUCGAAUGCACAGGGAGCUCCUGGAGGAGAGGGAUCUUGUAUUUGCCAUUGCACAGUGUCCUGUGGAUAACAUCCAAACAGUCCACAUGCGUGUCCUGCAGACCAUAUAUAAAAGGCUGAUUGGAACCAGGCUGGACUGUCCUCGGUACGGUUCACACUGGGAAAACGUCGGCUUUCAGGGUACAGACCCAGCCACUGACCUACGUGGCACCGGGUUUCUUGGACUGAUGCACACUCUGUACUUUGUGAUGGACCCAGAAACUCUCCCGUUGGCGAGAGACAUCUACAAGCUGUCACAGCAUCCAACACAGAACUUUCCAUUCUGUGUGAUGUCGAUCAACAUGACCCGCAUUGCUUUGCAGGUCCUGAGAGAGGAGGCCCUGUCCAAGGAGUGUAAUCGUCGUCAACAAGUGGUGGGCGUGUUGAAUGAGUUUUAUGUUGCCACAUUUCUCCACGUCUACCAGCUGUGGAAGAACCAACAGAAGACAAUUGCUGACUCUGGCUUUGUACUAAAAGAAGUGGAGCUGUUUGCCAAAAAGAACCCCAAGCAGAUGCUGCGCCGACUAGAGGUCUUCCUUAAAGAGAGGCAGGCAGGUGGAGUCCCCCGUGGGACAUCACCAGACCCUCAGGCCCCACAGCCUUCUCCCAGCUUGGGGGAGAGAGGAGCUAAAGCUGGCAUGGGACAGGGAAGCAGGGGAAAGGAGAUGCACUUCACGGGAGUGUGUGAUCUUCCACCAGACAUGGAGGGAGAGGCCAGACUUAUCUAAGCUAGAGUGUGUGUAUGUGUGUGCACGUGUGUGUGUGUGUGUGUGUGUGUGUGUGUGUGUGUGUGUGUGUGUGUUCCUGUCUUGGCAUCAGAGUGAGAACCAUUUUCCCGAUUUCACCAUCAAAUUGAG
Girardinichthys multiradiatus is the source of this 2072-nucleotide messenger RNA. It is a transcript of the gene elmod3, whose product is annotated as ELMO/CED-12 domain containing 3. The coding region runs from base 633 to 1943 and encodes 436 amino acids. Lineage: Eukaryota; Metazoa; Chordata; Actinopteri; Cyprinodontiformes; Goodeidae. The transcript is spliced from 13 exons. The record is from RefSeq and is a predicted model, not a curated record.